UUCCAACAUGUGACAACUGAAACACCAAAACUAGAAGUCAUGUUAGAACCAUAGAAGAUAGGCUUAUCCGACUAGAUUACACGUGGUAUUUCCUAAUUGGCGUAAGCAAAUCUUCAAGAGAAGAUUGCAGUUUGCCUCGUGUCAGAAGUCCACUCAUUCUGACGAGUCUCUGACCAAAGGCUAUCUUACACACCUAUUGUUACCCCCACAAAAAAGUAGCACUGAACGAAACUCAUGGCAUAUCUUGCAACCGUCGCCGCCGUGAAACCAUCUGCCGCCCUCGGCAGCUCACUAGCUGGAGCCAAGCUCCCCUUCAAGCCUUCCAGCCUAAGCAUCAAACCCAAAUCCGUCAGGUCUGGUGCCGUGGUGGCCAAGUAUGGAGACAAGAGUGUCGAAUUCGACUUGGAAGAUUUGGGAAACACAACUGGUCAAUGGGAUCUAUACGGCUCUGAUGCUCCUUCUCUUUACAACCCUCUUCAGAGCAAGUUUUUUGAGACAUUCGCUGCACCAUUCACAAAGAGAGGAUUGCUCCUCAAGUUCUUGAUUCUUGGAGGAGGAUCUUUGCUUACUUAUGUCAGCGCUUCAUCCACUGGCGAUGUUCUUCCCAUCAAGAGAGGUCCUCAGGAGAAGCCUAAGCUCGGUCCUCGCGGCAAACUCUGAUUUAAAUUCAUGCAAUGUUUGUUACCUUCCCAUAAACAUUUCUCAAUGCUUGUAACUCUUUAAAUUAUUGUAUGUAUAUUCUGUUUCUCUGUUACAUUUGAACCGUUUUUCUUUCCCUAGCUUUACAAAAGAAAUAUUAUUUUCUCAA
This is a messenger RNA of Brassica napus (rape), 808 nucleotides long. RefSeq names its product photosystem I reaction center subunit VI-1, chloroplastic-like. The transcript is spliced from 4 exons. Bases 235 to 660 code for a protein of 141 amino acids. The record is from RefSeq and is a predicted model, not a curated record. Gene Ontology annotation, cellular component: photosystem I; chloroplast thylakoid membrane; photosystem I reaction center. NCBI's taxonomy places the organism in Eukaryota, Viridiplantae, Streptophyta, Magnoliopsida, Brassicales, Brassicaceae. Gene Ontology annotation, biological process: photosynthesis.